UGACCUGAGCUGAAGCCAGAUGCUUAACCCACUGAGCCACCCAGGCGCCCCAGCAUUUUUGCUGACUUGUGGAUUUCAGUUCCUCUGGGCCUCUGGUCCUCCAACAUCGUCUUCCUCCCUCAUCCCUGACCUAGAGGUCUCUCUCAGAUACUGGUUCUCCCCAUCUCUCUCUCUUUGUUUCUUUGUCUUGCCAUGUUACUGGGUCAUUCAGUGGGCAGAUGUCCAUGUCAGGCUGCCUCCAUCCUGGUUUGGAUCCAAGGUAAAUAGAUGAAUUAAUGAGCCUCUUCUCCCUGGCUUUCAUUCCAGAACUAUCUGUCUCCAUCUCUGUGUCCAUCAUUUUCUGGGUCUUCUUGUGGCCUUAGCCUUGCAUGUUCUCAAUUCUAUUGUCUUUGUCUCUUUGGAUAUAUCUCUGUUUUUCUUAGCGCUUAUCUGACUUUCUGUAACUAUCUGAAAAACAGAGGGCACUCUAAGUCUCUUACUGCCUCUGACUCUGCUUUUCUGGGUCUCUUUUACUAACUUCCGUUGCAUAUCUCUGGGUCUUUGUCACCUGUGUUGGGGUCAGUCUCUAAUCUGCAGGCGGAGAUCUUCCUCACGUCCCUUUUCUUUUAUAAACUCAAUGGACAGGACAGGCCUACCACUUGCCCUCCACAAAGAUGGCGUCAGCGGCGCUGUCAAUGGAGUCGUGACGCCCCCUCUGCUGCGCGUGUGCCCUCACCUACUAUGGCAGCUGAUCUCGCGGAGCGCGAUGCCCCGCCCAGUUCUCGAGCUGUCCCUCGGCUAGUCCCUGCGCCAAGCUCGCGAGCCGGCUGGCCCCGCCUCCCGCACGCUUUCACUGGUGCGGCUCAGGCCGGCUGCGAGGCCAUUGGCUGAGACGAUGCACACCCUCCCCCCACCCCUGGGUCUGAUGGGGGCGGUUGGUGCUGACUUGAGGGGCCGCCCGGAGGAGGACUCGGCGUGUGAGGAGGGUGCGGGGAGGCCAGACCAGGAGCUGACCUGGAGCUGGGGCCACAGGCCUAGAAGCGCCCUGGACAGGGCCAAGGCCAUGGCCCCCCCACCGCCGCCACCAUUGGCCGCCAGCACCCCGCUCCUGCAUGGCGAGUUUGGCUCCUUCCCGGCCCGCAGCUCCCGCUUCGCCCUCACUCUCACACCACAGGCCCUACACAUACAGCGGCUGCGCCCAAAGCCUGAAGCCCGGCCCCGGGGCGGCCUGGUCCCGCUGGCCGAGGUGUCCGGCUGCUGCACCCUGCGGAGCCGCAGCCCCUCGGACGCAGCGGCGGCCUACUUCUGCAUCUACACCUAUCCGCAGGGCCGGCGCGGGGGCCGGCGCAGAGCCGCCCGCACCUUUCGGGUCGACGGGGCGGCCACCUACGAGGAGAACCGCGCGGAGGCCCAGCGCUGGGCCACUGCCCUCAUGUGUCUGCUCCGUGGACUGCCGCUGCCUGGGGACGGGGAAAUAACCCCGGAGCUUCUGCCAAAGCCACCCCGAUUGCUCCUAUUGGUCAAUCCCCUUGGGGGGCGGGGCCUGGCCUGGCAGUGGUGUAAGACCCACGUGCUGCCCAUGAUCUCCGAAGCUGGGCUGUCCUUCAACCUCAUCCAGACAGAACGACAGAACCACGCCCGGGAGCUGGUUCAGGGGCUGCGGCUGAGUGAGUGGGACGGCAUUGUCACGGUCUCCGGAGACGGGCUGCUGUUUGAGGUGCUGAACGGAUUCCUGGACCGCCCUGACUGGGAAGAGGCUGUGAAGACGCCCGUGGGCAUCCUCCCGUGUGGCUCAGGCAAUGCCUUGGCCGGAGCCGUGAACCAGCAUGGGGGGUUUGAACCUGCCCUGGGUGUGGACCUGCUGCUCAAUUGCUCGCUGCUACUCUGCCGCGGCGGCAGCCGCCCGCUGGACCUGAUGUCUGUGACGCUGGCCUCCGGCUCCCGCUGCUUGUCCUUCCUGUCUGUGGCCUGGGGCUUCGUGUCAGACGUGGAUAUCCAGAGCGAGCGCUUCAGGGCCCUGGGCAGUGCCCGCUUCACACUGGGCACAGUGCUGGGCCUCGCCACACUGCACACCUACCGAGGACGCCUCUCCUACCUCCCUGCCACCGUGGAGCCCACCUCACCCACCCCUGCCCGUGGCCUGCCCCGUGCCAAGUCAGAGCUGACCCUGGCCCCGGCCCCGGCCCCGGCCCCACCUGUGGCACACUCACCCCUGCAUCGUUCAGUGUCUGACCUGCCCCUGCCCCUGCCCCUGCCCCAGCCGGCCCUGACCUCCCCUGGCUCGCCUGAACCCCUGCCCAUCCUGUCCCUCAAUGGCGGGGGCCCAGAGUUGGCCGGGGACUGGGGUGGGGCUGGGGAUGCCCCCCUGUCCCCAGACCCACCACUGCCCUCACCGCCUAGCUCCCCUAAGGCAGCUUUACUGUCACCCAUCACCGAGGGGGUCCCAGAAACGUUAGCCUCCUCUGGGCUUCCCCCUCCCACCCCCGGCUCUCCGGGAGCCGUCUCUACCAGGGGCCCGCAUGACCACCUGCUCCCUCCUCUGGGCACCCCACUCCCCCCAGGCUGGGUGACGCUGGAAGGGGACUUUGUGCUCAUGCUGGCCAUCUCACCUAGCCACCUGGGGGCAGACCUGGUGGCGGCUCCCCACGCGCGCUUUGACGACGGCCUGGUGCACCUGUGCUGGGUGCGUGGUGGCAUCUCCCGGGCUGCGCUGCUACGCCUUUUUCUGGCCAUGGAGCGAGGUAGCCACUUCAGCCUGGGCUGUCCGCAGCUGGGCUACGCCGCGGCCCGUGCCUUCCGCCUCGAGCCUCUCACGCCUCGGGGCGUGCUCACUGUGGACGGAGAGCAGGUGGAGUACGGGCCGCUGCAGGCGCAGAUGCAUCCGGGCCUCGGCACGCUGCUCACUGGGCCUCCCGGCUGCCCGCGUCGGGAGCCUUGAACCCAACGAGGCUUGCGGCCCGCCGGGGGCGGGGCCAACAUUCCAAGGAGGCGGAGCCUGACCUGAGGGCGUGGCCUAGCUGCUAGAGUUAGGGCGAGGGUCCCACACGCAGGGGCCCCAGCCCCGUCUCAGGAUUGCGCCCGCCCCCAGGGGACCAGAGGUAAAGUUGGAGUGUGGUCCGAAUUCCGGAGGCUCAUGAUGGUCACAAACGGGCUGGCCCCGAGGGUAGUGCCUGACCGAUGAGGGCGGGGCUCAGCCCAAACCCUCGCUUCCGGCUCGUAGGACGCCAGGUCGGCUGAGGGCGGGGACUGUCUUACGUCUUGUCCAAUGACGGGACCUGGCAUGUGCGGGCUGGGGAAGGCCUUAGUUCAUUAGCCAGUCAGGGCCCGGGUCUCGCCCCAUCCAUUCCGGUGCCUCCACUUAACUGGCCAAUCAGCCCACGAGGGGCAGGUUCCCCGGGGCCGACGCUCGGAUUUGCACUAAUGUUCCUCCUCACCCCCUUGCCGGUGGGGGGCGGGGAAACGACCGUCUCCUGUCUUCUGUCUCCUGUGCGUCCCGACCCCAAUCUUCAGAGCAAUUGAAAAGGUCUAUGCAAUAAAGGCAGUCGUUGCAUUCCUCUCA
Messenger RNA from Lynx canadensis (Canada lynx), 3538 nucleotides. It is a transcript of the gene SPHK2, whose product is annotated as sphingosine kinase 2. Gene Ontology annotation, biological process: sphingosine biosynthetic process; positive regulation of apoptotic process; sphinganine-1-phosphate biosynthetic process. NCBI's taxonomy places the organism in Eukaryota, Metazoa, Chordata, Mammalia, Carnivora, Felidae. The transcript has 6 exons. The record is from RefSeq and is a predicted model, not a curated record. Gene Ontology annotation, cellular component: cytoplasm; membrane; intracellular membrane-bounded organelle. The coding region runs from base 875 to 2917 and encodes 680 amino acids.